This is a messenger RNA of Zophobas morio, 8571 nucleotides long. RefSeq lists its product as uncharacterized. The record is from RefSeq and is a predicted model, not a curated record. Gene Ontology annotation, molecular function: protein binding. NCBI's taxonomy places the organism in Eukaryota, Metazoa, Arthropoda, Insecta, Coleoptera, Tenebrionidae. Bases 97 to 8571 code for a protein of 2824 amino acids. The transcript has 8 exons.
UCAAGUUAACACCUUAAUGACAAUUACCUAAAACUCUGUCAUUUUAGUUGCAAGUUACAAUUAUUGCAUAACGAUUACUUUUUAUUGUGAUUAAACAUGGCUUCGACUUCGAAAAGGACAAGUGUCGACGAACGAAGUGAAACACCUGAAAAAUCUUCCCCGAUCGAACAUGAAAAUACUUCCAUUGAAAUCAACCCGUUGCAAGAUUCUUCAGAGAAAUUUAAGAAGAGAAGUGGUACUACAGACGUAGGAAAAGACUACGAACAUCUCUACAUAGCGAAUUUAAUUUUAAAAUUAAUAAUUGACGAUGACGUGGAAAAUUUUUAUUUGUCGUCGAACGAUAAUCUAUAUGGUUCUUUCGAUGACGUUGUAGUUGAAAUUACAUUCAAGGAUCGAGUGGAAACGUACGCUAUUCAGUUGAAACACGUUAGCAGAUCAGGAGAAAUAAAAAUUGAGCAGUUAAAUGCAUCGAGUGGAAACUUUAGCGUCGAGAAUUAUUACAAAGACUUCAAAAAAGAGCCGAAGUUAUCUGACAAGCGUAUCAAGAUGGUUUUGUUUACCAAUUCUAAGCUAAAUGUAGAGCACAUUGAUGAGUUUAAAUUUGGCAAAUUGACACCAUGUGAACAAUAUAGUUUACUAAGUACCUCACAAUUGGGAGGACAGAGUUACACAUUUGAAGCAAAUGAAAACAAUUUCAAGGAAUAUGAACAUUUUUUAAAAAAUAUGUGUCUCUACACUGAUCAGUCAGAUGUCAAAGAAUUGAAAACGGGUAUACUUGAGAUAUUCAAGGAAUAUUUCAAAAGCACUGAAACCGCUUUCCGAGAGUACUUACAUUUUAUAACCGAGUGGAGCAUGCAGGAAGGAAACAAAACCAAACUCAAUAAAAUAUGGAUGAAAUACAUGAUAAGUCUUUGCGUAUUUUCACCUUUUAUCAAACCGUUAUCUUUUGGUGCUGGUGGACCAGUGGACACCAAAAGAAAUUUUUUUAAAGAAGCUGUUUCGAAAUUUGACUUGACUGUAAUAAACAAAAACAAUUUCGAGAAAAUCGACUCAGUUUGGUCAAAUGCUGUCGACUAUGUAGAUGAUAUGAAAGAAACAAUUAACGUUAAUAACAUGUAUCAACUUAUCGAAAAGGGAAUAGAAACAAAGGAAAGUCUCUAUGAUAAGGACGCAACAAAAGUAUCGAAGCUCAUGUGGUUGCUGGGAAACAGUCCGUUAGUCGUUGAAGGGUGUCCACAAGUUUAUGAAACAAUAAAAUUAUGUCAGGUUCAAAAUCUAAUUAUACUAGAUGAUCGAGAAAAGUUUAAUGGGUGUGUUAAAAAAAGUAGUACUGACCCCCGUCCCGACAGUGCAGAUGGUCAACAAAAACCAUGCUUGUUUGAAAAGUUAUCUGAUUUAGAAAACCACGUACAGUUGUAUGAAGACAUCCUAGCGAAUUUUACAUAUUCACUGCAAGGGCAAAAAGACGCUGAAUUGAAAUAUUUGCUAAAAAUCUGCGAAGAUAGCGGCGACUUCAUCACUACGGAUGAUUUAGUUGAAAUGAUGGAAGCUCCAUUGCUGAUUGGAAAAUGCCAAGAUGCUCUGCCACCCAGUCAUGUUGAAAGAAAAUUGACGAAAAUUUUAAUAGACAUAAAAUUUUUGGAAAAGAUUAGUGAAAAUACAAUUGUUUUAGUCGAUUGCGUAACAGAUGUCAACUAUUUUCAACAAUUUUUGCCAAAUUUAGUAGUCAACAAAGUGAAUGACGUUGAAUUAAUUCAGAACACAAUUCAUGAACAGAAGAUAUAUAUUUAUGAAAACGAAAUUUCACACGAGGAAUUUUCUGCAUUGCAUAAAAAAAAAUUAGAAAUUCAGUUUCAUCACUUCAGAUAUUUAGACAAUCAUCGUUUGGAAUGGAUGGAAAGUGAAAAUUAUGGCCCAGAACGAAAAUAUAUCGACGAACUUGAGAGGUUUCGUCUACAAAGUGACUUUAUGGAGUACACUAUACACGAGCGUCAGUACUUUAGUUAUUCUCGACAAAAUAUCAACAUUAUUUGCGCCAAUGCUGGAAUGGGAAAAAGCACAUUAACGAAGAGUUUAAAAAAUAGCAGUUCGUCUACAAAGUGGAUCAUUUUAAUCUACGUCAGAAACCACGCCUUACACUUCAGGAAACACGAAUCAAACGUGGAGAAUUUCUUAAAAUAUAUUUUAGAAGAAAUUUUUAAGGACUGCUUUAACCCUUUCCACCAGAAAGUGUUCAAAACAAUGCUGGAACAAUAUCAAGUACAAUUAAUAUGGGAUGGACUUGAUGAAGCAUCUGAUGCCACUCAAAUUUACAUCAUAACUUUAGUAAUUGCAUUUUCUAAAAAAGGAGUGAAGCAAUGGUUGACUUCUCGAAUCAAUUUAAGGGAUAUUUUGGAAAAUAAAUUAGAUUUAAAAUUAGCGAAAAAUUCGAAAUGUUUAGUAGGUGUUAUAUAUAAGAAUCUUACAAGUCUAAAGGAAUUUACUGAUGCAGAUUUACUUAAAAAGGAUAUCAUUGGUCGUGACAUUUUGGAAGUGGCUUGCGCCUGGAAUAAAAGUUAUCCAUUUGUUAAAAACAAUAUUAUUUUGAAUGACAAAAGUUUUAACGCGGAAUGGUUAAUCAGCAAUAACAAAAGAGUCGUUAGAACCCUAAAUUAUCGUGAUAUAGCACCAGAAUUUUAUAAAAUCAGCGCAUCGGGUCAUGUGUGUUUUAAAAAAUUGAUGAUUUUGUUACCAUUUUUGAUUCCAUUAUAUGACGGGAAUCAGUUCGCUGAAGAAUAUUUAGUGACAGUUUUAUAUUAUGCAAUUAGGUUUGAUUGUCCAAUAAUAUAUGAGUGUAUUGAGAAUUCCAUUCCUUUAAAAACCACAUACAAUAAUAUUAGUUCAAGAAGCAUUUUGGCCUUAGCUCUAUUUAACAGGUCAGCGCAAAUAUUAAAAAAAGUACUUUCUGAAAAACGAUUCAGUUCGGAAUGGGACUGUGUAGAAGAACUUUUAGUUUUAAAUUCGGAAAUUGACGAAAUAUUGAGUUUUGCGUUACAUUUCCCAGGGUUUAGAACAGAUGUGUCAAAUUCGAAAGGUCAGUUGUUGGCGCAUUAUGCAUGUGAAAAAAAUCUAACUAAGACGUUACGUUCAUUAAUUCUCAGAAAAGCAAACAUGAAUGAUCGGGAUACGAACGGAAAACGUCCUAUAGAUCUUGCACGUCAAAAAGGGUAUUCAGAUUGUUUAAAACACAUAGCACAAAUUGACGUUUUGGAUAAAGACGGUCGGUUGCCGCUUCAUUACGCUUGUGAGGAUGGAGAUUUAGGUGUAACAGAAAUACUGUUAACCAAUGGUGCGAAAGUUGACAUUCCGGAUAAAGAUGGACAACUGCCGAUACAUUAUGCUUAUAAACACGGAACAUUAAACCUGGUAGAAUUACUGGUAACGAACGGUGCGAAAUUUGAUGUUCCGGACAGAGGUGGUCAGCUACCGAUGCACUAUGCGUGCAGAAAUGAUGGGUGGGGACGUGAUAUAUUUUUAUUUUUGCUGAAAAAAGGUGCAAAACUGGAUGUUUCAAAUGGAGAUGGACAACUGCCGAUACAUUAUGCUUGUAAUCACGGAAGAUUAAACCUGGUAGAAUUACUGGUAACAAACGGAGCGAAAUUUGAUGUUCCGGACAGAGGUGGUCAGCUACCGAUGCACUAUGCGUGCAGAAAUGUGUGGUGGGCACGUGAUAUUAUUUUAUUUUUGUGUAAAAAAGGUGCGAAAGUGGAUGUUCCGGAUGGAGAUGGACAACUGCCGAUACAUUUUGCUUGUAAAUACGGAAAUUUAAACAUGGUAGAAUUACUGGUAACGAACGGUGCGAAAUUUGAUGUUCCGGACAGAGGUGGUCAGCUACCGAUGCACUAUGCGUGCAGAAAUGUUGUGUGGGGAGGUGAUAUAAUUUUAUUUUUGUGUAAAAAAGGUGCGAAAGUGGAUGUUGCGGAUGGAGAUGGACAACUGCCGAUACAUUAUGCUUGUAAACACGGAAGAUUAAACCUGGUAGAAUUACUGGUAACGAACGGUGCGAAAUUUGAUGUUCCGGACAGAGGUGGUCAGCUACCGAUGCACUAUGCGUACAGAAAUGAUGGGUGGGGAUGUAAUAUAAUUUUAUUUUUGUGUAAAAAAGGUGCGAAAGUGGAUGUUCCGGAUCGAGAUGGACAACUGCCGAUACAUUAUGCUUGUAAACACGGAAGAUUAAACCUGGUAGAAUUACUGGUAACGAACGGUGCGAAAUUUGAUGUUCCGGACAGAGGUGGUCAGCUACCGAUUCACUAUGCGUGCAGAAAUGUGUGGUGGGCACGUGAUAUAAUUUUAUUUUUGUGUAAAAAAGGUGCGAAAGUGGAUGUUCCGGAUGGAGAUGGACAACUGCCGAUACAUUUUGCUUGUAAAUACGGAAAUUUAAACAUGGUAGAAUUACUGGUAACGAACGGUGCGAAAUUUGAUGUUCCGGACAGAGGUGGUCAGCUACCGAUGCACUAUGCGUGCAGAAAUGUUGUGUGGGGAGGUGAUAUAGUUUUAUUUUUGUGUAAAAAAGGUGCGAAAGUGGAUGAUCCGGAUGGAGAUGGACAACUGCCGAUGCAUUGUGCUUGUAAACACGGAAUUUUAAACCUGGUAGAAUUACUGGUUACGAACGGUGCGAAAUUUGAUGUUCCGGACAGAGGUGGUCAGCUACCGAUGCACUAUGCGUGCAGAAAUGAUGGGUGGGGACGUGAUAUAAUUUUAUUUUUGCUAGAAAAAGGUGCGAAACUGGAUGUUCCGGAUGGAGAUGGACAACUGCCGAUACAUUAUGCUUGUAAACACGGAAGAUUAAACCUGGUAGAAUUACUGGUAACGAACGGUGCGAAAUUUGAUGUUCCGGACAGAGGUGGUCAGCUACCGAUUCACUAUGCGUGCAGAAAUGUGUGGUGGGCACGUGAUAUAAUUUUAUUUUUGUGUAAAAAAGGUGCGAAAGUGGAUGUUCUGGAUGGAGAUGGACAACUACCGAUACAUUAUGCUUGUAAACACGGAAGAUUAAACCUGGUAGAAUUACUGGUUACGAACGGUGCGAAAUUUGAUGUUCCGGACAGAGGUGGUCAGCUACCGAUGCACUAUGCGUCCAGAAAUUACUGCUUGGGACGUGAUAUAAUUUUAUUUUUGUGUAAGAAAGGAGCGAAAGUGAAUGUUCCGGAUGGAGAUGGACAACUGCCGGUACAUUAUGCUUGUAAACACGGAAGAUUAAACCUGGUAGAAUUACUGGUAACGAAUGGAACGAAAUUUGAUGUUCCGGACAGAGGUGGUCAGCUACCAAUGCACUAUGCGUGCAGAAAUUACGACGAGGGAUAUGAUAUAAUUUUAUUUUUGCUAAAAAAAGGUGCGAAACUGGAUGUUCUGGAUGGAGAUGGACAACUGCCGAUACAUUAUGCUUGUAAACACGGAAGAUUAAACCUGGUAAAAUUACUGGUAACGAACGGAGCGAAAUUUGAUGUUCCGGACAGAGGUGGUCAGCUACCGAUGCACUAUGCGUGCAGAAAUGAUGGGUGGGGACGUGAUAUAAUUUUAUUUUUGUGUAAAAAAGGUGCGAAAGUGAAUGUUCCGGAUGGAGAUGGACAACUGCCGAUACAUUAUGCUUGUAAAUACGGAAAUUUAAACAUGGUAGAAUUACUGGUAACGAACGGUGCGAAAUUUGAUGUUCCGGACAGAGGUGGUCAGCUACCGAUGCACUAUGCGUGCGGAAAUGAUGGGUGGGGAUGUGAUAUAAUUUUAUUUUUGCGUAAAAAUGGUGCGAGAGUGAAUGUUCCGAAUGGAGAUGGACAACUGCCGAUACAUUAUGUUUGUAAACACGGUACAUUACACCUGGUAGAAUUACUGGUAACGAACGGAGCGAAAUUUGAUGUUCCGGACAGAGGUGGUCAGCUACCGAUGCACUAUGCGUACAGAAAUGAUCGGUGGGGAUGUGAUAUAAUUUUAUUUUUGUGUAAAAAAGGCGCGAAAGUGGAUGUUCCGGAUGGAGAUGGACAACUGCCGAUACAUUAUGCUUGUAAACACGGUACAUUAAACCUGGUAGAAUUACUGGUAACGAACGGAGCGAAAUUUGAUGUUCCGGACAGAGGUGGUCAGCUACCGAUGCACUAUGCGUGCAGAAAUGAUGGGUGGGGACGUGAUAUAAUUUUAUUUUUGCUAAAAAAAGGUGCGAAACUGGAUGUUUCAAAUGGAGAUAGACAACUGCCGAUACAUUAUGCUUGUAAACACGGAAGAUUAAACCUGGUAGAAUUACUGGUAACGAACGGAGCGAAAUUUGAUGUUCCGGACAGAGGUGGUCAGCUACCGAUGCACUAUGCGUACAGAAAUGAUCGGUGGGGAUGUGAUAUAAUUUUAUUUUUGUGUAAAAAAGGUGCGAAAGUGAAUGUUCCGAAUGGAGAUGGACAACUGCCGAUACAUUAUGUUUGUAAACACGGUACAUUUAACCUGGUAAAAUUACUGGUAACGAACGGAGCGAAAUUUGAUGUUCCGGACAGAGGUGGUCAGCUACCGAUGCACUAUGCGUACAGAAAUGAUCGGUGGGGAUGUGAUAUAAUUUUAUUUUUGUGUAAAAGAGGUGCGAAAGUGAAUGUUCCGAAUGGAGAUGGACAACUGCCGAUACAUUAUGUUUGUAAACACGGUACAUUUAACCUGGUAAAAUUAUUGGUAACGAACGGAGCGAAAUUUGAUGUUCCGGACAGAGGUGGUCAGCUACCGAUGCACUAUGCGUACAGAAAUGAUCUGUGGGGAUGUGAUAUAAUUUUAUUUUUGUGUAAAAAUGGUGCGAGAGUGGAUGUUCCGGAUGGAGAUGGACAACUGCCGAUACAUUGUGCUUGUGAACACGGAACAUUAAACCUGGUAAAAUUACUGGUAACGAACGUAGCGAAAUUUGAUAUUCCGGACAGAGGUGGUCAGCUACCGAUGCACUAUGCGUCCAGAAAUUACUGGUUGGGAUGUGAUAUAAUUUUAUUUUUGCUAAAAAAAGGUGCAAAACUGGAUGUUCCGGAUGGAGAUGGACAACUGCCGAUACAUUAUGCUUGUAAACACGGAAGAUUAUACCUGGUACAAUUAUUGGUAACGAUCGGAGCGAAAUUUGAUAUUCCGGACAGAGGUGGUCAGCUACCGAUGCACUAUGCGUGCAGAAAUGAUGGUUGGGGAAGUGAUAUAAUUUUAUUUUUGUGUAAAAAAGGUGCGAAAGUGAAUGUUCCGAAUGGAGAUGGACAACUGCCGAUACAUUAUGCUUGUAAACACGGUACAUUAAACCUGGUAGAAAUACUGGUAACGAACGGAGCGAAAUUUGAUGUUCCGGACAGAGGUGGUCAGCUACCGAUGCACUAUGCGUCCAGAAAUUACUGGUUUGGACGUGAUAUAAUUUUAUUUUUGCUAAAAAAAGGUGCAAAACUGGAUGUUCCGGAUGGAGAUGGACAACUGCCGAUACAUUAUGCUUGUAAACACGGAAGAUUAAACCUGGUACAAUUACUGGUAACGAACGGAGCGAAAUUUGAUGUUCCGGACAGAGGUGGUCAGCUACCGAUGCACCAUGCGUGCAGAAAUGAUGGGUGGGGACGUGAUAUAAUUUUAUUUUUGUGUAAAAAAGGUGCGAAAGUGGAUGUUCCGGAUGGAGAUGGACAACUGCCGAUACAUUAUGCUUGUAAAUACGGAAAUUUAAACAUGGUAGAAUUACUGGUAACGAACGGUGCGAAAUUUGAUGUUCCGGACAGAGGUGGUCAGCUACCGAUGCACUAUGCGUGCAGAAAUGAUGGGUGGGGACGUGAUAUAAUUUUAUUUUUGUGUAAAAAAGGGGCGAGAGUGAAUGUUCCGAAUGGAGAUGGACAACUGCCGAUACAUUAUGCUUGUAAACACGGUACAUUAAACCUGGUAGAAUUACUGGUAACGAACGGAGAGAAAUUUGAUAUUCCGGACAGAAGUGGUCAGCUACCGAUGCACUAUGCGUUCAGAAAUGAUCGGUGGGGAUGUAAUAUAAUUUUAUUUUUGUGUAAAAAAGAAUUACUGGUAACGAACGGAGCGAAAUUUGAUAUUCCGGGCAGAGGUGGUCAGCUACCGAUGCACCAUGAGUGCAGAAAUUACGACGAGGGAUAUAAUAUAAUUUUAUUUUUGCUAGAAAAAGGUUCGAAAGUGAAUAUUCCGGAUGGAAAUGGACGGCUGCCGAUACAUUAUGGUUGUGAACACGGAACUUUAAGUACAUUGAAAUUAUUAGUAUCGAAUGGUGCGAAAGUGAAUAUUCUGGAUCACAGUGGCAAACUGCGGAUGGACUACGCUUGGAAAAACCGAAACUUAGACAGCAAAAGACGCUGUUUUAUAUACGUUAAGGAUCAACGCGAGCAAAAUCGAGUAUUAGUUACGCUGAGCAACAGUUACGUUUACGCAAUGCCUUACGCUCACAUGCUAUCUCGCCAGGUGAUCAUUAAAAAAAAACAUUUCUCGGAACGAGGCGUACCAAAAGAACCGGCGAUUUAUGUGGACGCGCCUCGGCGAAUUGCGAUGGGGUUGGAACAACGGCACCAUCGACGAAUUGGCCAGUUUAUUAACGAAUGA